Molecule: messenger RNA, 1758 nt
Organism: Australozyma saopauloensis
Lineage: Eukaryota; Fungi; Ascomycota; Pichiomycetes; Serinales; Metschnikowiaceae
Gene: BEM1
Product: phosphatidylinositol-3-phosphate-binding protein
Exons: 1
Coding region: 1-1758 (585 amino acids)
Biological process (GO): conjugation with cellular fusion
Cellular component (GO): cytoplasm; mating projection tip
Molecular function (GO): protein binding; phosphatidylinositol binding; protein-macromolecule adaptor activity
Source: RefSeq, a predicted model, not a curated record
AUGAUCAAGUCCUUCCGCAAAUCCAAGCGGCUGUCCAAUUCGCUGGGUCUGUCCAAACAUCUGAUAUCACGUGUCACGUCGGGACAGCUCACGGCGGCCGAUUUACAUCAGGUCCACGAAACUCCACUGAAAGUCAUAAAAGCACUUUACGAUUAUGAGCCACAGGGUCCUGGCGAGCUCCGCUUCAAGUGCGGUGACUUCUUCCAUGUUUUGCAGGAGGAAGGCGCUUCAGGACACGAGGCCAACGGCUGGUACGAGGCCACCAAUCCUGUGACCCAGCAACGAGGCAUGGUGCCCAUAUCUUACUUCGAGGCGUUUAGUAGAACACGCCAGUCGCAGAAAAACGACAAUGUCAUUGAUCAGGGGAAUCCUAUCAACAGCAAGCUCCCUGGUGGCCGUGGUCUGGGUUCCAAACAGCUGAAUCAGGCCUUGUAUGCCGUGGCCAUGUUUGAUUUCAAGGCCGAACGGUCGGAUGAGUUGGAUCUCAAGAACGGCGAAAGCUUGAUCAUUUGUGCGCAUCAUGAUUAUGAGUGGUUUAUUGCAAAGCCCAUCACUCGCUUGGGAGGCCCGGGGUUGGUGCCGGUGCUGUACGUCAAAAUCAUUGACAUGGCCGGCUCCACGGGCUUGAAUAAUGUUUCUCCUGACGACACCGUCGGGAUUAUCAAUCUCUUCCAGGUGCCCACGGUUGAGCAGUGGAAGGUGCAGACUGCCAGGUAUCAGGCGCUGAGUAUUCCCUUGGGACAGAUUUCCCAAAGCGAACCUUCACUGACAGCCAACUCGCAAUUUUUCAAUAGAGACGGCCCUGGGUCCAACCGGCUGUCGCUCAGCUCCUCCAGAACGUAUCUUUUGGAGGCAGGCGUUGACUCCUACCAGCUAGAACAUGGCCGGUAUCAAUACUCCGUGGUGGCUCGACUCUCCAACGGGAAGACGCGCCACUUGUAUAGAUACUACCAGGACUUCUACGACUUGCAAGUGAAACUUUUGGAAAUGUUCCCGGUCGAAGCCGGCAAAAUGGAGAACAGCCGACGCAUCAUUCCUUCAAUCCCCGGUCCGUUGAUCAACGUCAACGACUCCAUUUCCAAGUUGAGACGUGAGAAGCUCGACCUCUACCUCAGAGGCUUGAUUUCCUUGCCCGCUCAUAUCUCGCGCUCUGAUGACGUGUUGGCGCUUUUUGACGUUCUAGAAAAUGGCUACGAUAGAGAAGUCGACACUCGCGGCGAUAGAACUUCCAAGCCUGUCAUGCAGAAAUCCAACUACCAACAAGACCGGUUGUCACAAUAUUCCAACUUACAGUCGCACAUGCAACGCAACUCGUUGACACCUUCGCUGGACUCACCAAUUCAGCGCUCUCGCUCUUCUCUGUCUACCAACGUAUUGAAUAAUCUAUCAGCCAACAACACUAGCAUGAACACAUCACACCAGUCUGCCAUGGGCGGAGGCAGCGGCGAGAAGUCCAGCAAGAUCAAGGUCAAGUUCUACUAUGAGGAUGAUAUCUUUGUGCUUCUUCUACCCGCCAACCUCAGGCUUGCUGACUUGCGAACGAAGCUAGCGCGUAGACUCGAUAUUGAUGCCGGCGAGCUUGGUGUGCAUCUUUUUAUUAAGCGCGAUUACGACGAAUUCAUGGAUUUGAAUGGCAUCAACACAGACUCCCUCACAAGCGACCAACGCGAGCGUCUCUUCCAACUUGUGGUAGACGAUGACAUGAAGUUUCAGCAGAUUUUGGUGGACAAGAGCAAGGUUGUAAUUUUGACCGAUUAA